AUGGGGCUGGGGUGCUCCACUGUCCACGUGCGCAUGCACGAGGGGGGGGACACUGUCCACGUGGGGGAGGGAAUGCCACAACGUGUGUGUUCGUUCCUGCUGUGUGUGCGCGGGGGGGGGGCCCGCUGUCAGUGUGUGUCCCCCGCUGUCAGUGUGCGCGGGGGGUGUGUGUGUCCCACUGUCAGUGUGCGCGCAGGGGGGGGGGUCCCGCUGUCAGUGUGCGCGCAGGGGGGGGGUGUGUCCCGCUGUCAGUGUGUGCGCGGGGGGGUGUGUCCCACUGUCAGUGUGUGUGUCCCGCUGUCAGUGUGCGCGCAGAGGGGGGGGUCCCGCUGUCAGUGUGUGUGUCCCACUGUCAGUGUGCGCGCAGGGGGGUGUGUCCCGCUGUCAGUGUGCGCAGAGGGGGGUGUGUCCCGCUGUCAGCGUGCGCGCAGAGGGGGUGUGUGUCCCGCUGUCAGUGUGCGCGCAGGGGGGUGUGUCCCGCUGUCAGUGUGCGCGCAGGGGGUGUGUGUCCCGCUGUCAGUGUGCGCGCAGAGGGGGUGUGUGUCCCGCUGUCAGUGUGCGCGCAGGGGGGUGUGUCCCGCUGUCAGCGUGCGCGCAGGGGGGGUGUGUCCCGCUGUCAGCGUGCGCGCAGGGGGGGGUGUGUCCCGCUGUCAGUGUGCGCGCAGGGGGGGUGUCCCGCUGUCAGUGUGUGUGUCCCGCUGUCAGUGUGCGCGCGGGGGGGGGGUGUGUCCCGCUGUCAGUGUGUGUGUCCCGCUGUCAGUGUGUGCGCCCCGCUGUCAGUGUGUGCGCGGGGGGGGGGGUGUCCCGCUGUCUGUGUGUGUGUGCGCAGAGGGGGGUGUGUCCCGCUGUCAGUGUGUGCGCAGAGGGGGGUGUGUGUCCCGCUGUCAGUGUGCGCGGGGGGUGUGUGUGUGUCCCGCUGUCAGUGUGUGUCCCCCGCUGUCAGCGUGCGCGCAGAGGGGUGUGUGUCCCGCUGUCAGUGUGCGCGCAGAGGGGGUGUGUGUCCCGCUGUCAGUGUGCGCGCGGGGGUGUGUCCCGCUGUCAGUGUGUGUGUCCCGCUGUCAGUGUGUGCGCAGGGGGGGGGUCCCGCUGUCUGUGUGUGUGUGCGCAGAGGGGGGUGUGUCCCGCUGUCAGUGUGUGCGCAGAGGGGGGGGUGUCCCCCGCUGUCAGCGUGCGCGCAGGGGGGGUCCCGCUGUCUGUGUGUGUGUGCGCAGGGGGGGGGUGUCCCCCGCUGUCAGCGUGCGCGCAGGGGGGGUCCCGCUGUCUGUGUUGUGUACAUGUUCCACUGGGGGCUGCUUCGCGGUGGGAAGACAAGGUUCGGUCGGCCGCGUGGGUACAGGGGUGCGGUUCUGA
Caretta caretta (loggerhead turtle) is the source of this 1350-nucleotide messenger RNA. The record is from RefSeq and is a predicted model, not a curated record. NCBI's taxonomy places the organism in Eukaryota, Metazoa, Chordata, Testudines, Cheloniidae.